Molecule: messenger RNA, 523 nt
Organism: Saprolegnia parasitica CBS 223.65
Lineage: Eukaryota; Oomycota; Saprolegniomycetes; Saprolegniales; Saprolegniaceae
Exons: 1
Source: RefSeq, a predicted model, not a curated record
AUGGCAACGAGCACUACGUUGUUCGGCGGCAGCGGUGGCGCUAUCUCGAUCACGGUCGGCAGCGGUGUUGCUGCCGUGGGUGGCAGCGUGGCUAUGACGGCCGGUGCGACGACGAACGGCGGCUCAGGUGUCGGUGGCAUCGUGUCUAUCAACAGCGGUGCUGGUGACUUCACGGGCGGCGCGAUCGGUAUCGUCACGGGCCCAGGAACGGCAGGCAGCUCUGGUGCUUUGACGCUGGCGUCAUCGAACUCGGCUGUGGGCAGCGGAAGUGUGACGCUCUCCAGUGGCAUAUCAAACUCUGGUAGUUCUGGCUCGAUCACCAUUGCGAGCGGCAUGUCUAACCAAGUGGGGGCCGGUGGCUCGAUCACGACCUCGUCGGGCAACGGCGCAUCUGGUACGGGCGGCUCGGUUGCGAUCACAGCUGGGCUCUCGGCUUUGAAUUUGGGCGGCGCCAUCACGGUCAAGUCGGGUGUCGGGACGGCCACUAGCAGCGGACACGUUGCAUUGGCCUCGGCGGCUGGCG